CCUUGUUCCGAUUUGUGGAAAAAAUUGAAGGAUUUUUGGGUGUUUUUAAGCGAGUGGAGUGUUCUUGGUUUCUUGGAAAGGAUCAUCGUCCGACGUCCGAUCAUGGAAGUUUGAUGGAUCGUCUUGAUUUCGGUCUUUGAUGUUUUGUUCUUGAUGUCUCUGAUGAAGGAUUCAGCUUGGAGAUUUUGGAAUCUUGAUAAUGUCUCUGGUCUCUUUGUUUUGUUUUUUGAUUUUUGUCGCUGUCUUGGAUUCUUGGUGCAGUUCUUGUGAUUGAAUUGCAGUCUUGUUUCACUUCAAGACAUGAUCAGAUUGCAGAAUAGUGGCCAUUCUUUUCUAUUAAUGCGAUGAUAUAAUCUUGGUUUGUGGAACGUACUGUUACCUGCUCGUUUCUGGGAAUGACUGUCAGGGAUGAUUUUAUGCUACCUGUAAAACAUAUUCUCAAGCUACAGUAAGAUAACUGUGCAAGUGGAAAUAUUCAGGAUUCUUGUUUCUGGCACAGUAUUAUGCUAGGGAAGUAUUUAUAGCAGAUGAUUAUGUACGAGCAAGAUUCUGAUGUUCUCCGCUGGGGUCUUGAUAUUCUCCAUGGCGAUCCAUUUUCAAACACCGAGUAUUGUGGAGGAGCUACUCAACAUGAUGCCAGCUUUUAUCAUAGCUGUUAUGUCGGAGAAGGUAAUAUUGGCACAGACCGUACUACUAUAGAGAAUGAUGAGAUUAUUGCCCAUGCUCUUCAAGAAGAAUUUUCACAGCUUGCUGUUGCAGAAGCAACUGGACCUUCACAUGCAGAUGAAGAACAGUUGCAAGCAUCUGUUCUGACACAAGAUUGGUUUGGUCCUUCAAUGAGGAACUAUAGUUCAGGGAAUGAAGAUGGUCAGGAAGAGGCAGAUGAGAUGGAACCUUCCAGUUCAUGUUCAAGUCCUGGGGAAUACUCAUAUGAAGUGGAGGAUUGGUCAUUGGAGCUCACAGAUGACUUCUCUGACAUAGAUGGUGAAGUAGGCAAGAGGUUGAAUCAGAUGGUUCCGAUUCCUCAUGUUCCUAGAAUCAAUGGAGAAAUUCCUUCUGUUGAUGAAGCUACUUCGGAUCAUCAAAGGCUUAUAGACAGGUUGCAACUGUAUGACUUGGUUGAGCUUAAGGUUCAAGGAGAUGGUAACUGUCAGUUUCGAGCUCUGUCCGAUCAAUUUUACCGUACCCCUGAACACCACAAGUUUGUGAGGCAGCAAGUUGUUAAUCAGCUUAUGUCCCACCCUGAGAUCUAUGAGGGAUAUGUUCCCAUGGCAUAUGGUGACUAUUUGAAAAAGCUUUGUAGGAGUGGGGAAUGGGGCGAUCAUGUCACAUUACAGGCUGCUGCAGAUUCUUAUGGCGUUAAAAUUUUUGUUAUAACAUCGUUCAAGGAUACCUGCUAUAUUGAGAUUCUGCCAAAUGUGCAGAAAUCUAAACGAGUAAUAUUCUUGAGCUUUUGGGCUGAGGUGCACUACAAUUCCAUUUAUCCUGAAGGGGAUCUACCAACAUCGGAGACCAAGAGGAAGAAAAGGUGGUGGCACUUUGGAAACAAGCAUUAGGAGUGCAAGUCUUUGCAGCGGUCUUCACUUACAUCUCUUGUUUCUAGAGAGAUUCUCUGAGCAAGCUAUUUCCAUCGAGUGAUGUAGCAGGCGAAGCACAUUGCAAGAUAGGGCAUGAUCCCUGCGCUAUCCACCCUUUUGAUUCACAUUUGCAUGUACAUUCCCUGUGGGUUGUGGCCUUGACAUUCAUUUUCUUAUCCAAUGUUUCUAUGCUAUAUUCAUCUAUAUUAUUCCAGAUAAAAAUGCUUGUUCUUUUUGUUC
Molecule: messenger RNA, 1817 nt
Organism: Phoenix dactylifera (date palm)
Lineage: Eukaryota; Viridiplantae; Streptophyta; Magnoliopsida; Arecales; Arecaceae
Source: RefSeq, a predicted model, not a curated record